Molecule: messenger RNA, 5199 nt
Organism: Drosophila grimshawi
Lineage: Eukaryota; Metazoa; Arthropoda; Insecta; Diptera; Drosophilidae
Exons: 9
Coding region: 258-5108 (1616 amino acids)
Biological process (GO): mitotic spindle assembly
Cellular component (GO): cytoplasmic microtubule; spindle microtubule; microtubule organizing center
Molecular function (GO): microtubule binding
Source: RefSeq, a predicted model, not a curated record
CGGACAAACGUUGCAGUCGUUGCUAGCAACUGGCAAACACCAGAAGUGGAAAAAUUCUAAGGUCUAACAAAACAACAGAAAAAAUACACAAAUGACAUUGUAAUCAAUGUAUAUACGAAGCCGACCGGAUGCAAGCCUGCGUGACAAUUGUAAAUUAAAAUCAAGUGAAGAAGUUCGAUGUGAGAGGAGAAUUCAGCAAUUAGUUAGAUAAUUGCAGCGGAACCAAACCAAAAAAAAACAAAGCACCCUUGUGCGAUAUGUUUCUAAAGCGUAUACUCGAUCGAAAGGACACUUUGGUAAAUACAAAUGCCAGCUGCGAGGACGCUCAGAAGAAUGUCAGUGUCGAGCACAAGGAUAACAACAACAACAAUAACAACCCGUCGAGUGUGUGUCUAAAUAAAAUGCAACGACGCAACGGGGAAACAUCGAGUGCCGUGCAAUUGACUCCGUUGUGGGAGCACAUUUUACGUACGCGUCGAUUGCCGGAAACAAUUUGUCCGGCGACCAUGUUCGACGAAUUCCACGAACGCUUGCAGGAUCCUGAGUGGCAGGUGCGACAACAUGCACUCCGUGUCCUCGUCGACGUACUCGUCGUGAUGCGCUCGAAAGCGGACAAGCAUAGUAUGCAUUUUCUCAACGAUUUAAUCAAGAAUCUCGGCCAUCAGGCACCAACCGUAAGGAAGGGUGCACUCGACUGUUUGCGGGUCUAUCUCACCGAGACAGCCAUGCCGGAAAUGGUUAUGCUGCAAAUUUUGGACACUGGCCUCAGUCAGCCGUCGAUUGUCGGCUAUGACGAGCGACUCAGCUGUGGUGUCCUGCUUUCAUUGCCGCCAUUGUUGCAAUCGAUUUUGCACACACCACAGCGUCAUUUUAUAACGAAGCACACAUUGGAGCGGCUGGUGCAACGCCUGCAACACCAUGAGUCACAACAGGAGAUCACACUGAAGGUGUUGUCGAAAAUUGCUGAACUGUUGGGACUACAAGAGUUUGAAAGCUACUUGGAUGAAAUGGAGUUAUUGGACGACUGCGGUGGUCUGUCCCUGUACAAUCAUCUGUGCAGAGUAUAUGGCAUAUUGAAUAAACCCUAUCGUGCUGAGGCCAAUAUGACCAGUGCAGGAGCUUGGCGAGCCCUGCCUCGAGAGCACACGUGGCGUGACUCCUCGCAAGAGUCCGCAGAGUCACUGCCGGACAAGGGAAAAGUCAUUAUGGAAACGGAAAUUAAAAUCAACGAUGAUACGCUGACCAUGCGUAUACUCGAGGCAGAAACGGAGACUGAAGAGUCGGUCAGUCCCAUUAUAGAUGCCACAGAGCUGGUGUGUCGUCCCUUGGCUGUUGGCACAAAGUCAUCACAGGGCAUUCUACAGAUUAUUAGUGAUUCAGAUGUUGAAGAAAUGGUCCACAAUGAAAGUCUACUCGGUACUCCAUUUCGUGGCCUGAAACGUGUCACCUUUGGUGGCGAAGUAGUCAAGAUGCGAACUCCUGACAGUGAUGCAGCCUCCUCCGCGAACAACAACAUUGAUAGUACAUUGUCAGAAACUAGCAACAAUCCCAUUCCCAAUCCCAAUCCCAUUACAUUGCAUGCUGAUGAGGAGCACAAGCUAAGGGAGGAUGCACACGCUGAAGACAAUAUAUCACGUCCGAAAAUGACAGCUUUGACCUUGGAGAUACCCAGCGACAAUACAAAGCCCCUGCCUCGUGGUAAUAGCUUCUUAAAGGAGCCGGCGGCUCCUACUACUAAUGACACUACCAACAACUCCAAUGCGUCCCCGAAGCGCGACUCACUUUCGCACUCGCCCAUUUACCGUAGCUGCAGCAUUAGUCCGGCGGGCAGUAGUUCCGUCAGUCCCAAAGUGCCGCACAAGCAGAUCGAGGUAAUGCAUAAUCUCCAGCGUGAUUCGGAUCCCUCGCCGCGUUCCUUGCGACGCAGCGAGAGUGUCACCAUGGAGUUAGCUACACCUCCCACAGCAGUCGCCGUUGGGGCAGUGGAACCAGCAGCAACACCAAAUAACUGGGAAGAACUGGACAUUGUCAACUAUAAAACUAUAAUGGACUUGCGCUCGGGGGACUGGCGCAAUCGCUUACAGGGCAUAGCCCAACUUGAGAUAGCACUGAGUUCAUCAACAAACUUGGUUCGAGUGCAGCCCUAUUUGGAUAGUCUGCUCCGCACCCUGCUCUCCUCGGAGCGAAUCUUCGAGGUGGCCGAGCUGAAGCGCGAAGUGUUGACCAAUUUGAUAUCACGCCUGCCGCUGGACAACCUGGAGGAUCGGACGCAGCAGAUACUGUCUGGACUAUGCCGGCAGGGAAACGCCGGGGCAAAUCGGGUGUGCAAGGCGCUUAUGCAGCGUUUGCCCGCUGGCACAAUUGUGGCCAAAUUAACAGCACCCGAUUAUCUGCAUGCGAAAAGUUCAAAAUUUCGAGAUCAUGCUCUACAAAUGUCCAUAUACUCCUUGAUGUCCUUUCCUGGCACCUGCUUCGACAUCAACAUCCUGGCAGCCCAAGUCACAUAUGCCGCCCUCAAUCGGAAGCGUCGGGUGAGGCAGGCGGCAUUGGAGGUAUUUGCUGUACUUGCCGAUAUAUGUUCGGUGGAGCAGAUAUUGCAAAUUGUAGCCGAAAUAACCGAUGGCAUCGAAUUGGGAUCGGCUUUGCUAAUGGCGGUAAAGAAGCGAUUAUCCCGACUCCAGCUGCCCAUUAUUACGCCAGAUGGAGCUGUUGUGUAUGUAUUCCACAAACAGGAUCAGUCGAGCGCUUUGCGCUUUGGCGCAGAUGUGGAUUGGAUUACGCAAGGCGAAGGCUCCGCCUCACCCAAUGCCGUAAAGCGACGUCGUCUGCACACGGCACACAAGAAACGUAUUGCUCAGGAAUACAAGGAUGGGGAAAACGCGACAGGGUUAAACCAUAGCUAUCAACUUGAUGAGAAUUUGCAUCGACAUUCUUUCCAUUCGCCACCUGAAGCCUUAGACAUCUCUAGAUCCUCUAACGACUUUUUUCAAAAGAAAAGCUAUGGGACUAGUGUUAUUCAAGCAAACUUCUUGGAUCGUCGUCUAGUGGCCAAGGCGUGCUCUGAAUCCUCAAUGGAUGGCAGAAGCACGGACAGCACGACAACAACAUGUAGCAGUGGCAGUGGCAGUGGAAGUGGUAGCUUCAUACAACUGACAUCCUGCAAGGGGGGCAUCAACAGACGCCUGGUUAGACAAAAUUCACGAUUUCCGGUUGUGCGUCAACACACAGAUUUCAUUAGCAAUUUCAUGCGAAGCAUGCAGCGAACUCCAUAUCCGUAUAGCUUUGAGGAUUCAAAAUCAUCGAGGCUAAACGAUGAGCUACUGAGAUCCCAAAAGCAGCAUAUAACUAAGAAACCCGCCAAUCUGGUGCAACAAAACUGGAUGGAGAACGGCAAUCAACAACUUCAAGUAGGAAAAUGUAAACUUAAGGAAACUAAUAAACAAGAAUUCCCCAACCAAUCGGAAACAACAAACGCCCUAAUCCGGGAUACCGGUAAUUGCCAGAUUAAAGUGGAGCCAAUGGGCGAACUCGCCACAUAUGCAACACCAAUGCAAGCAUUUUCAGUGACAGCAGGACCCCAGAUGAGCAAUCACAAUCCCAGUCAUAGCGGAGGCGGCUCUCCCUUAUCCGUCAAGUCGACGAACUACUCCCAAAAGUCAACUGCAUCAGCUAAAUCAAACAGCAGCAGUUCCUCAAGCAAAAAGAUUGAACCAACUGCAAAUGCCCGCAACGAAAUCGAAUCUCUGAGCUUGGAGCAACAAUUUGGGGAGCUAGUCGUGGACGACAUGGAGGACUUGGAGGAGGAGACGGAGUCACCCACUCAAGAAGCGCCCAUUUUGAGACGCAACGAAAGCGUCAACAGCCUGCAGAGCAAAACAGAAAGCAUCAAGACCCAAUUGGAGGAUGCCACACCACAAAUGUCACGUGCCCAAUCCAUCAAAUCCCUGGCCAUCGAAGAAGAGAUCGAAAGCAGCAAUAGUUUUGUUGUUGUCGAAGGUCUGCAGCAUGCACUGGAAUCUACAGCCAUCGACCUGCCAGAAAUAAUGGCAAAUAAUGAAAAACUUCUGGCAACCGAAGCGCAAGUCUCAUCCAGCAAAAAGUCUGAUAUAGUAAAUGAAGAAAAUAGAGCCAUUCACUCGCGCAGCAUCUCGAUGGAUUCGCUCUAUGGCCGGCGACCCGGUUCGAAGCAGGGUUGCCUGGAUGCGAGUACCAGCCUAAUGGACAACAACAGCUCACCAACAACAGCAACAACCUGUUCCCAAGUGGACAAGGGCCACAAAUUGCCAGUGAAAACCCAACACACUCCACUCAAGCAAAAGGCAAAGACUUCGUAUUUGUUGCGUGGCCAGCGACGCAUCUCACCCGUAAAGCAGUCGAUAAAGAUGUCGCCGACGGAAUUAUUUCCGGCGAACAUGUCAAAGUUUGAGAAACCUCGAGAGGCUCUCGUCAAGACCUUUGAUCAGCUAGACUCGAGCAACUGGGAGGUGAACGUGUUGGGUCUUAAGAGUAUGGUGCGUUUGAUACGCUACCAUUCCGAUUUCCUGGACAAUCACAUGCACAUGACCUGCAUCCAGCUCACCAGAUCCGUGCGCAAUUUGCGCUCCCAAGUGGCUAGAGCAGCCUGCCAAGCGGCCACAGAGCUUUUCACUUUGAAAUGCAAAUCCUUGGAGCUGGAGUGCGAUGAUUUAGUUUGUGCCUUGCUGCAUCGUUCGGCGGACACAAAUCGUUUCCUGCGCGCCGAUGCCACGCAUGCCUUGGAAUCGAUGGUGGAUCAUGUGCAGCCGGCCAAGGUGCUCAACAUUCUAGCCAGCAAAGGUUCCCAGCACCAGAAUGCAAUUGUGAGAACGACAACGGCAAAGUUGCUCUUCAGAUUGGUGGAACGCUUGGGCUGCGAUCGCAUUUAUGCCAUGGCUCGCGAAAAUCGCGAUAAAUUCUUUGUGCUUGGUGCGAAUCUUCUGCUGGAGGGCAGCCUGGAGACGCGCAGUUUUGCCAAGUCCCUGUUCCGUGCUCUUUCGGAGCACAGCAGCUAUCAGCGAUUGCUCCUGGAGGUCAUUCCAUCGCGCACCUAUCGCAAUGUGGAGAAGGCAUUGAGAAGCAUUGCCCGCUAAUCUCUAAUCAAUAAUCAAAUGUUUGUACAUAAAAUAUUACUAUAAAUAUUUGAAACAAUUUUCUUUAUCUACCUUAAGAACUUAUCAAAUA